GUUGGUGUCCAGCGUAAAAUUAUGACGGUAUCAUACCCACCCGCCGCGGCUGUGAUACGCGCCGUAUGAAAAUCGGAAAACGUAUCCCGUUUUCACGCAGAGUAUGCCUUUUCGUGAUAAUGUAGAUGAUAGGGGAAGAUAACGGCGCCGCUCGUAUCAGCCAUUCGGCCACGCACACUUGCGCACAAUUUUUUUUUUUCGACAAUUUUACACUCCGCGUACAACGUUCAAAGUCCAAAUCCAAACGCCGACUCCCAAGUCAAAAUAAUGACGGGUCAUUAGCAGUGUUUUAGCACUGCAACAAUUCAGUCGAUUGCGACCGUCGAUGUGUCGAGUAAAAUACAUUAUUAUUAACAAGUGUGCGACGCAAUCGGGUGGGUGCAAAACAGUACCACUGUUGUAGCCACUUGUCUGUGCUUUUAAAUACGUGUAUUCGUCGCCAUAUUCCCGUGUUCGUAGUGCACAUUGCGAAUGAUCGCCACUCAAUGAUGGACAUCGAUCCAAUUAUAGUGUCCACGAGCUUAGAAGCUCUAAUCGUUUACAUUUGUAUAAAAGAGCUGUGUAAGAAAAAUAGUAUUUUGUCUUAGCAAAGAAACAAACAACUUUAAUGAAAAGAGAAGAAAACAGAUGUAGAAAAAUUUGAAAUAUAUUAUUUAUAUUCCUACCAUGAAGCCUAAUUUAUGUUUGAGUACAAUUUCUGAACAUACAUGAAAUAAAAACCAAAAAAUUAGCUCAACCAGUUUGGUGCAGUUAUAAAAAUAAUCUAAAAAGAGCAACUAAAAAUAGCAAUGAAAAAAUUGACAGUGCUGCAAUGAUUGCAUUUAGUGGAUUUGUACAAAGAGAUCCAGAAUGUGCACCAUUAGCUGCAAAGUGUAUUUUAGCUAAAAUUCAUUCAAUGCAAGAGUGGGAAGCUUUACAAGCUCUCCAUUUAUUAGACAUAUGUAUGCAGACUGGUAGUGCCAGUUUCCAAGCUGAAGUUGGCAAAUUCCGUUUCCUUAAUGAACUUAUACGUUUGGUAUCUCCCAACUGCAAUGAAAUGCAUACACCAGAGUUGAUAAAAAACAAAAUAAUUGAACUUCUUGGCUUAUGGUCAUCGCAAUUCCCCAAAGAAAUUAAGAUACAAGAUGCCUUAGACAUGUUAAAAAAACAAGGUGUAGUCAAGGAUUUUUUAUUUGAAAAUAUGUCAUCAAGAGCAGCUUCUGCUUCUAAAUUGGAUUCUAAUAAAGUGUCAAUUUUGAAUGGAGAAAAAUCAUUAUUGCUGCAAAAGUUGCUUAAAAGUAAAAAAUCAGAAGAUCUCAAAGCUGCAAACGAGUUAAUUAAAUCUAUGGUUGAAGAAGAAGAGCAGAAAGCAGUAAGGAUUAGUAGUAUGUUGGCUGAUAUUGAAGUAACUUCAAAUAAUGUUAAAUUACUAUCAGAAAUGCUCAAAUCCUAUUGUGAUGGUUCUGGUUCGUUAAAUGAUUUAGAACUUAUUAAAGAGUUGUAUAAUACUGUAAAAGAACUGGAACCAAAAGUUCAAACAAUGUUAUCACUAGAAAUUCCAGAAAAUGAGGACACUGUUAGAAAAAUAAUUAAACUUAAUUAUGAAGUAAAUGAAACAUUAAAAACAUACAAUGAAGUUUUAGAUAAUCUCAACUAUAAAAAACCAAUUGAUCAAGAAAAUGAGGAAAAUUUGUUGGACCUUAAUAUGUCAUCUAUUUCACCUGGGAAAGAAGACUUUUUAAGUGAAUCUAAUUGUGAGAGGAAUAAUUUUUCAAAUAAUGGAUCAGCCAAUGUUCAGGAACUAGAUGAUUUUUUGCAAAUGUCGCAUUCUUUAAAAGAAUGUAUUCCUCCGUUGCCUGAAGUCAUAAAUUCUCAAAAACAUGAAAAAAAUAAAGACAGUCUGUUAAAUGUGGACCUAUUUGAAGAAUUAAAUAUUCUUGGAAAAGUUAAUUUAAACAAACCUAAUGAAAAUAAAAUAGUUAAAAAACCAUUUAAUUUGACAGACACAGAAUUCAGUUCAGAUAAUAUAAAAACAAAUGGUCUAUCAGAAGAACCAUUGUUAGACACAAAAGAUUCAAUUUAUUUUGAACCAAACAACUGUGGUUUUCAGAUAAAACCUCUCGGUGAUAUUAGUAUUAAACUUGAAGACAUUAUUCCAUGUCCUGAUUCUACCAUUGUGAGCUUAUUUAAUAAGAAUGCUAUUAGUACAGAACUACAUUUAGCAGCAAAUAAGCCAAGAGAAGACAUAACAGUUUUUGUCGUUACAACUAGAAGCAAAUGUAGAAUGCCAUUAUUUAAUUUUUCAUUCCAGCCGGUUGUUCCGAAAGACUGUAGGUUACGUGUAUUACCACAAUCAAGAACCAAUCUUCCUAUUUAUAAUGCAUUUUUACCACAAGAAACCAUUGUACAAAUCAUACUAGUCGCAACUCUAAAUAAAGGAGUUAUACCAUUAAAAUAUGUGAUAAGUUAUACAAUGGAUGGUGAAAUGUUUACUGAAUUUGGUGAGACUGAGCAGCUCUGCAUAAACUAAAGUUAUGAAUGUUAUGAUCUCACAAAAUUUAUUUCAAAAAAAUACUUAGUACAUAUUAUUUUGAUUUAAUUUCCAUACAAUUUGAUUUACAUUUUAAUCAAACAAUUUAUUUUACAAUUUAUAAUAUUAAGUAAUAUUUAAUGUUAAAAAGUUAUUCUAUUUCAAAUUAUUAUUAUUAUUAUAAUUUAUAAGUAUUAAAUACCUCUUCAAAUAAUAUAUAAUUAAGGAUUAUAUGAUGUUUUAUUUAUAAUUCAUAAACUAAUCAUUAAAAAAGUAUUAAAUGGUUGAAUUUAUCAAUAUUUAUGUUAAAGUGAUAUGACAUAUGCCAUUUAGUACUUAACUUUACCAAUAAAAUCUAGUCAGUUAAUAUACAACAUUAUAAUAGUAUAUGUAAAA
This is a messenger RNA of Myzus persicae (green peach aphid), 2905 nucleotides long. It is a transcript of the gene Gga, whose product is annotated as ADP-ribosylation factor-binding protein GGA1. The transcript is spliced from 13 exons. Bases 812 to 2509 code for a protein of 565 amino acids. Gene Ontology annotation, cellular component: trans-Golgi network. Gene Ontology annotation, molecular function: ubiquitin binding; phosphatidylinositol binding; small GTPase binding. Gene Ontology annotation, biological process: vesicle-mediated transport; intracellular protein transport. The record is from RefSeq and is a predicted model, not a curated record. Lineage: Eukaryota; Metazoa; Arthropoda; Insecta; Hemiptera; Aphididae.